AUUUCUUCCAUAAAUUCCCAGAGGAAAAUGGCAGCAGGAAAUCACUCCUCAGUGACUGAGUUCAUCCUUGCUGGGCUCACAGAACAGCCACGACUCCAGCUGCCCCUUUUCCUCCUCUUCCUAGGAAUCUAUGUGGUCACGGUGGUGGGGAACCUGGGCAUGAUCACACUGACUGGGCUCAGUUCUCACCUGCACACCCCCAUGUACUAUUUCCUCUGUAGCUUGUCCUUCAUUGACCUCGGUCAGUCCACUGUCAUUACCCCCAAAAUGCUGGUGAGCUUUGUGACAGAGAAGAAUACUAUCUCCUACCCAGCAUGUAUGACUCAACUCUUCUUCUUCCUUCUUUUUGUUAUAUCAGAAUGUCAUAUGUUGGCUGUAAUGGCAUAUGAUCGCUAUGCUGCCAUCUGUAACCCCUUGCUUUACAAUGUCACCAUGUCUUAUCAGCUCUGUUCUUGCAUGGUAGUUGGGAUUUAUAUCAUGGGCUUGACUGGUGCCACAGCUCACACAGGCUGCAUGCUAAGAGUGCUUUUCUGCAAGGCUAAUGUGAUCAACCAUUAUCUCCGUGAUCUUUUUCCUCUACUGGAGCUCUCCUGCUCCAGUACUUAGAUAAAAGAGGUGGUAGUUUUGUGUUUCAGUGCAUUUAAUAUCCUCACUCGAAUCCUGACCAUCUUCAGCUCCUACAUCUUCAUCAUCUCCAGCAUCCUCCACAUUCGUUCCACGGAGGGCAGGUCUAAAGCCUUCAGCACAUGCAGCUCCCACAUCUCAGCUGUCACUAUUUUCUAUGGAUCUGCAGCAUUCAUGCACCUGCAGCCAUCAUCAGUCAGCUCCAUGGAACAAGGGAAAGUGUCUUCUGUGUUUUAUACCAUUAUUGUGCCCAUGCUGAAUCCUCUGAUCUAUAGCCUGAAGAAUAACUAUGUCUAAAUUGCCUUUAAUAAAAUCCUUGAAAGAAUAAGUUCCCUAUGA
Molecule: messenger RNA, 963 nt
Organism: Budorcas taxicolor (takin)
Lineage: Eukaryota; Metazoa; Chordata; Mammalia; Artiodactyla; Bovidae
Product: olfactory receptor 8G1-like
Exons: 1
Biological process (GO): G protein-coupled receptor signaling pathway; sensory perception of smell
Cellular component (GO): membrane
Molecular function (GO): G protein-coupled receptor activity; odorant binding; olfactory receptor activity
Source: RefSeq, a predicted model, not a curated record